Rotaria socialis is the source of this 4170-nucleotide messenger RNA. The record is from the annotation of a GenBank genome assembly. NCBI's taxonomy places the organism in Eukaryota, Metazoa, Rotifera, Eurotatoria, Philodinida, Philodinidae.
AUGUAUCAAUACUUUAUUUUAAUAUUUAUUUAUUUAAUUCCAAAUAUUAAUUCCAAAUGUAUUUGGUACGAAGGUAUACGUCCUGGCUUUAAUGAACUUUAUCUAAACGGUGAACCUAAACCAUUACCACUCAAUGAAAUACAUCUACUAAAUGAAAUGUGUCCGCAUUUAACUAAACAGCAAGGUGAUUCACCGCUUUUAUGUUGCGAUGGUAAACAACUAGCUGAAAUGCAAAAGAAUAAAGAUUUACUAGAUAAUCUCAUUGGUCGCUGUCCAUCAUGUUACUAUAAUUUAUUGCAUAUAUUUUGUGAAAUGACUUGCAGUCCUAAUCAAGAUCAAUUUGUAUGGCCGUUAGAAAUUAUAAAUAUAACUCGACCAAAUGAAAGCGAAAAUACGAAUGAAACAGUGCCAUCCGAAGAAAAAAUACAUGAAGGAUGGGAAUCAGUAGAUUAUGUUGAUCCCGAAGAGGCAGAACAAAGUGAAACCAACGACAAGAAAGAGUUAGUAACAUCAAAACCAAUUGAAAAAGUUCCCGUUGUUAGAAAACUUCGAUAUUAUGUUUUGGAAAAACAAGCAAGUGCUUUUAUUGAUUCUUGCUGGAGUGUUCGUGUCAAUUUUCAAUAUGCUAUCGAUCUUCUUUGUGGAUCGAUAAAUCGUGCGUGCGACUACAAAAAACUUUUUAAUUAUAUUGGCUUAGAAAGUUCGCAAUCACCAUUGAAGAUUGAAUUUGUUUUUGUUAACGGAAGUUCUUAUGAUCAAGAACUUAAUCGAACAUUCCAUCCACCACAAGGAUCUAUGUUUAGCUGUGAUCAGCCCGUUAUUUUGCCACAUAUUUCAAGACAAAAAUGCACUUGUAUGGAUUGUGCUGCCAUGUGUCCGAAACAAAAUAAAACUGAAAGUAAAAUAAUGCUUACAUCUAAGAGUCCCUUUAUAAAUAAAUUAAAAUCGAAAUUCGCUCAACUUCAUCGUAUAACCAUUGCUGCUAUAAUAUUAUAUAUAAUUUUUGUGAUCGUGUUUGUUAUUGUUAAUGCCUUUAUAUGUGUUUGGAAUUUAAAAAUCAAUCGAAAAAAAUAUAUCCUUACAAAUGGUAAAUCAAUAGUAAAUCAAGAAAAAAUGGAUCAUUCGAAUGAACAUCAUCGCGUACCGUUAUCUGUACAAGAUGAGGAUGAAUCGGAAACAUCAUUUGAUGAUGAGCAAAUUGGUAUAUUAGAUCGUUUUGGUGUUAAAAUUGAUGAAAAUCUUCAUAAAAUAUUUACUGGUAUUGGCCGAUUCUGUGCUUAUAAUCCUAAAUAUACGAUUAUCCCUGUAAUGACAAUUAUAUUUGUUUUAUGCUAUGGUAGUCGUUAUUAUACCGUAACGACCGACCCAGUUGAUCUGUGGGUAGCAUCAAAUUCUCGUGCACGUCUAGAAAAAGCUUAUUUCGAUGAAAAAUUCGGGCCAUUCUAUCGCAUUGUUCAUUUGAUUCUUGUCCCGAAAAACAAUACUCAAGUUAAUCUUGAAUUUAAAAACUCAUUAGAUGGCUUAGAAAAACAUACAUUCGGACCUGUUUUUGGACGAGAAUUUCUUAUCGAUGCAUUACGUUUACAAUUAUUUAUUGAAAAUUUCAAUGUAACAUCAAAAUCAGGCGAAGCCGUUUAUUUAAAUACGACCUGUUUCAAGCCACUUGAGCCCGACAAUAAUAAUUGUGCUAUCAUAUCAUUGUUUCAAUAUCAUCAAAAUAAUUUAACAUUUCUUUUAAAUGAAACAUACUAUCCAACACAAUAUCUCGAAUGUAUGCAAUCGCCUUUAACGCAACAAACCAAAUCUUUUCGACGUACAUGCAUGGCUGAAUAUGGUGGUCCCAUUGAUCCCUAUAUGGUCUUGGGAGCUUUUCCAACACAUGACAAUGUACCUGAUUAUACAAAAGCAGCAGCACUUAUUAUUACAAUUACCAUAAAUAAUAAACGUCAUCAUGAAGAACUUGAGAAUGCACUUCUAUGGGAAAAAUAUUUUCUUCAAUAUAUGAAGACUUACAGUUCUGAAUGGUUCGAUGUUAAAUAUCGUGCUGAAAGAUCGAUUGAAGAUGAAAUUGAACGUGAAUCAAAAUCAGAUAUUAAAACAGUUCUUAUAUCAUAUAUGAUUAUGUUUUUAUAUAUCGCAAUUGCAUUGGGCCGUAUACGAAGUGUAAAAUACGUUUUAGUUGACAUGAAGGUAUCAUUGGGUAUUGCCGGUGUCGUGCUAGUGGCACUAAGUGUUUGGGCUAGUAUUGGCAUUUUUUCUUAUAUGCGUAUACCAACAACAUUAAUUAUAUUUGAAGUUAUACCAUUUCUUGUAUUAGCUGUUGGUGUUGAUAAUAUAUUUAUCUUAACUCAAUCCAUUCAACGUGAUCGUCGUUUAAUGAAUGAAGAUGUCGAAUCUCAAAUUGGCCGCAUAGUUGGUCGUGUUGGUCCAGCGAUGUUAUUAACUUCUGUAUCUGAAAGUAUCGCAUUUUUUCUUGGUGCUUUAACACCAAUGCCUGCUGUACGACUAUUCAGUUUAUAUGCAGGAAUGUCUGUUUUAAUUGAUUUUUUUCUUCAAAUAACCAUAUUUAUCUCAUUAAUCACCAUGGAUCAAAAGCGUACACUUAAAAAUCGUUUUGAUAUAUUUUGUUGUUUUCAAAUUUUCAACACAGACAAUGAUGGCCAUUAUCGUUGGAGAUGGUUUCGUAAGAAUUCAGUCAAUACAAAUAGCAGUUCACUUGAAACAUCAGAUACAACAGAAACUGAAACCAACGAAGAUAAUUCAAAUGAAAACGAUGGACUUUUAUAUCGAAUAUUUAAAGAUUAUUAUGCACCAUUUGUUAUGAAUGAUUAUGUUCGACCCAUUGUUAUAUUCGUAUUUUUUACAUGGUUAGCUGCAAGUAUCGCGUUAAUACCAUACGUUAAAAUAGGCUUAGAACAAAAUAUAACGAUGCCAAAAGAUUCCUAUAUGCUUGAUUAUUUUACGGCAUUGAAGCAAUAUUUAGCUGUUGGACCACCGGUCUAUUUUAUUAUUAAACCAGGCGUUAAUUAUGCUAAUAUCAAUGCAAGUAAUCUGAUAUGUUCAAGUGCUGGUUGUUCGUCACAGUCUGUAGCCAAUCAAUUGAGUAUGGCAUCCUAUUAUCCAGAUCAAACUCGAAUAGCACAAAUAGGUACAACAUGGCUCGAUGAUUAUUACGAUUGGCUACGCCAUCGUGGUGCAACGCCGUGCUGUCGUUUAUAUGAAAAUACGAAAAAGUUUUGUUCAACAAAUUCACCGUCGCACAGAAAUUGCCAUGUUUGUACAAGUAGCACGGCACGAGAAAAUAUCAGUCAGAAUGAAUUCCGAGAAUUUUUACCGUUCUUCUUAAAAGACAAUCCAAACUUAAAAUGUGCUAAAGGUGGCCAUGCAGCACAUGGUAGUAGCGUAAAACUUUAUGAAACAAACAAUUCUGUUGAAGCAAGUCUUAUAAUGGGUUAUCAUAGUCUUCUAAUCAGUUCAAACGAUUUUAUUGAUGCUAUUCAGCAAGCGUAUAUUUUAACUGACAAUAUAACCAAUACGUUGAGAGCUGCAGGCUAUGAUGUUGAAGUCUUUCCAUACAGCAUAUUCUAUGUUUUCUACGAGCAAUAUUUAACUAUAUGGCAUGACGCGUUUAUGAAUUUAGCUAUAUCAGCCACAUCUAUUUUUAUUGUUACUUUUAUUUUACUCGGCUUGGAUAUUAUUUCUGCAUUUAUUAUAACAUUAACCAUAACAAUGAUAACUUGUGAUAUGAUUGGAAUGAUGUAUUUAUGGAAUAUCGAAUUGAAUGCAAUAUCACUUGUUAAUCUUGUGAUGUCCGUUGGCAUAUCUCUUGAAUUCUGUGCUCAUAUAUGUCGUGAUUUUGUUUUGUCGCCUCAACGAUCACGAUUGAAACGUGCUGAACAUGCACUUGCUGAUAUGGGCAGUUCCGUAUUUAGCGGAAUAACGUUAACGAAAAUCGGAGGCAUUGUCGUGCUUGGCUUUUCACAUUCUCAACUUUUUCAUAUAUUUUACUUUCGCAUGUUUAUUUGCAUUGUUUCAUUUGGUGCUGUACACGGUCUGAUCUUUUUACCAGUAUUACUCAGUUAUAUCGGCCCAAGUCCUAAUCGCAUGCGCAUAUCAAGAGCUGAAUCAGUACAAUUACAAAAACAAAUCUCGUUAGCUGCAACAUCGUAA